Hevea brasiliensis (rubber tree) is the source of this 2234-nucleotide messenger RNA. RefSeq names its product dihydrolipoyl dehydrogenase 2, chloroplastic. Gene Ontology annotation, cellular component: oxoglutarate dehydrogenase complex; mitochondrion. Lineage: Eukaryota; Viridiplantae; Streptophyta; Magnoliopsida; Malpighiales; Euphorbiaceae. The record is from RefSeq and is a predicted model, not a curated record. The transcript has 16 exons. Gene Ontology annotation, molecular function: dihydrolipoyl dehydrogenase (NADH) activity; flavin adenine dinucleotide binding. Bases 239 to 1957 code for a protein of 572 amino acids.
GGCACGCGACAUGCGUACAAUAGCAAAACAGGACAACUAACCAAAAUGGAAGAUAGUAAAGAGGUGGUUCAUCCGUCGCACUUUGAUAACUACGCCCUUUCCAACUCUUAACGGACUUCUCAAAGCCUCUCAGAGGAGCUUUGAUACUUAAACAAUCCAAGAAUUCCUACAUUGCCUCACUCACAUUAGAUCUUCUUCUCUUCGUCGGAGCUCUAACACUUCUCACCAGAAAACCAAAAUGCACUCGUCAUUUUCGCUUUCCCUCUCUCAACACAUUACAGUUCCCAGAUCAAAUCACGCGUUUGAUUCCAUCCCUUUCGCUCCCUCUAAGCCUAUAAAUCUCCGAUUUUGUGGUCUGAGAAGGGAGACCUUGGGUUUCUCUUCUCUUUCUCGGUCUCACUCUCGGCAAGGACUUCAGCUUCACACUACAACUACUUCAAAAGGAAUUUCAGCUUCUCUCGCUGAUAAUGGAAGCCCUCCAAAGUCGUUCGAUUACGAUUUGAUCAUUAUCGGAGCUGGUGUUGGUGGUCAUGGGGCUGCACUUCAUGCUGUCGAGAAGGGCCUGAAGACUGCUAUCAUUGAGGGAGAUGUGGUUGGAGGCACAUGUGUAAACAGAGGAUGCGUUCCUUCCAAAGCUCUUCUGGCUGUUAGUGGUCGCAUGCGGGAGCUUCAGAGCGAGCAUCAUAUGAAAGCUUUGGGUCUGCAGGUUUCAGCAGCCGGGUAUGACAGACAGGGAGUUGCUGAUCACGCAAACAACCUUGCUUCAAAAAUUCGUAACAAUUUAACAAAUUCUUUAAAGGCACUUGGUGUGGACAUAUUGAUGGGGGUUGGUGCAGUUUUGGGCCCACAAAAAGUGAAGUAUGGGAAAGCUGGUUUUCCUGACAAAAUAGUGACUGCAAAAGAUAUAAUUAUAGCUACUGGUUCUGUUCCUUUUGUGCCCAAGGGCAUUGAAGUUGACGGGAAGACUGUAAUUACAAGCGACCAUGCACUCAAACUGGAGUUUGUUCCUGAUUGGAUUGUAAUUGUAGGAAGUGGUUAUAUUGGUCUAGAAUUCAGUGAUGUAUAUACUGCACUUGGAAGUGAGGUCACCUUUGUUGAAGCUCUAGAUCAGCUUAUGCCUGGAUUUGAUCCUGAGAUUGGGAAGUUGGCUCAAAGAGUACUCAUAAAUCCAAGGAAAAUUGACUAUCAUGCUGGAGUAUUUGCAAGCAAGAUCACUUCAGCAAAGGAUGGGAAACCUGUCACUAUUGAGCUUAUUGAUGCCAAGACCAAGGAACACAAAGAUACUUUGGAGGUUGAUGCAGCUUUAAUUGCAACCGGAAGAGCUCCAUUCACAAAUGGUCUUGGUUUGGAGAAUAUCAAUGUUGUGACACAACGUGGUUUUGUCCCUGUUGAUGAUCGUAUGCGUGUUAUUGAUGCUGACGGAAAUCUGGUACCUCACUUGUAUUGUAUUGGUGAUGCGAAUGGUAAAAUGAUGCUUGCUCAUGCGGCCAGUGCACAAGGAAUUUCAGUGGUUGAACAAGUCACUGGAAGAGAUCAUGUGCUAAAUCAUUUAAGCAUUCCAGCAGCUUGUUUCACUCAUCCUGAAAUCAGCAUGGUUGGAUUGACAGAGCCUCAAGCAAGGGAGAAAGGCGAAACUGAAGGAUUUGAGGUAAGUGUUGCCAAGACAAGUUUUAAGGCCAACACAAAGGCCCUUGCAGAAAAUGAAGGAGAGGGACUUGCCAAGUUGAUAUAUAGACCUGACACUGGGGAGAUACUUGGAGUUCAUAUUUUUGGGUUGCAUGCUGCUGAUCUCAUCCAUGAAGCAUCCAAUGCUAUAGCGUUGGGGACCCGCAUUCAGGAUAUAAAAUUUGCUGUACAUGCACAUCCAACUCUGUCUGAAGUCCUUGAUGAACUUUUUAAAUCAGCAAAGGUUGAAGCUCACGUUUCAAGUCAAGUGAGCGAACCGAUUGCAGUCUAGGCAUCUCAAUACUCAAAAAAGUACAAAAUUUUUAAGAAAUCUGCUUGUGUCAGGAGCUGCCAAGGAAUUGCAUGCUAAUAGGCAAGAGAAGUCAACAAAUUUGCUUUUCUUGAGUUUGUUGCCAAUUCUAUUUAAAAACCACGGUUUUUAGGUAUCCAAGAGUAAGAUUCAUUGUAUGCUUCAGUUUUGGACAAUGGGACUACUUCAUACAAGUUCUUAACGGUGGUUGGAUGUCUUCAAGAGAUACAAGAAUAUCAUAGCAGUGUUGAUUUUGCCA